Molecule: messenger RNA, 3933 nt
Organism: Meloidogyne enterolobii
Lineage: Eukaryota; Metazoa; Nematoda; Chromadorea; Rhabditida; Meloidogynidae
Source: the annotation of a GenBank genome assembly
CUAUUAAGUUUUGCAGAGAAAAUAAAAGAAAAAAACGCCAGCUGGUUGCAGCUACUAUCAAAAAAAAAUUACUUUUUUGUUUUUACCUCCUUUUUAUCCCCCUUCCCUUUUUUCUCCUUUCAAUUCUUUUAAAAUAAUCUAAAUAAAUACCCUUUCACCUACACUUUCCCGCCCACUUUUCCCCAACUUUACAUUAGCCGUCCCCAUGACUUUAGAUUGGAUCGAUCGGAUCGGAGAUCUUUUAAUUUAUUUAACUUUUUUAAAAAAAGAGGUAUUUACAUGUGGCUCUUAUUUAAAAAAAGCUCCAUUUGUUUUUCAAAAAUAUUUUUGGCAUUUGUUUUCUGUUCGUUUUAUUUUUAGUGUUCUUUUAUUUAAAAUAUUGAACGUUUUGAAAGGAAAAAGAAAUGUUUUGAUAAUUAAAAAAAAACAAACAAAAUAAUGUUUACUCCAAACGCUUCUGAAUUAAAUGGACAACAAGAUAUUAAAGUUUAUAUUUCUACAGUAACUGGAAAUGCAGAAAUUCGUCAACAAAUUAGGCAGAUAUUAAUGGUCCUAGAUGGGAUGGGUGUUCCCUUUCAACAAGUAGACAUUACAGUUCGUGGAAAUGAAAUGGAAAGAGAUUUUAUGCGCGAAAAAGCAGUUAAUCCCAGGAACGGAACUGAUGUGCCAUUACCGCCCCAAAUAUUUUAUAAAUUUGAAUAUUUAGGGAAUUAUCACGAUUUUGAAGAAGCCGUAGAAAAUAACAGACUAGAAGAAUUUUUACGUUUAUUACCCCCUGAAGAGGAGGAUGUUGCUGAUGAUGAGGAAGAAGACGAAGAAGAGUCAGUAAGCGAUGAAAGUGGGGAAUAUGAUGAAAGUGAUGAGGAUGAGGAGUUAGAAAAUGAAGAUGAAGAGGAGAUCGAAUAUAGUGAAGAAUUGAAUGGAGAGGUAGAAGUACCGAAAAAGAAAAUUAAAGAUUCUGACGAAGAAAAUGAUAAAGGAAGAGAAAAAGAGAAGAAUAAAAAAGAAAUUGGGAAGACUAAAAUGGAUGAAAAGAAAAUUGAAGAUAAUAAAAAAUCAUCCCAAGAGAAUGGUAUUGAACCACGUAAAAAGAUUUCAAAUAAGGAAAAUGAAGAUACAAAAAAGGAUGUUAAGAAGAAUGAAGAAAAGAAAACUCUAGAUAAAAAAGAAACUAAACAACCCUCAGUUACGACAAAGAAAACAUUGGAAGCUGACAAGCCAAAGAGUGAAAAACUGCCAAUAAAGGAUAAAAAGGCUGAAGCAGAUUCAAAGAAAAUGAAUGGAGUUGAGAAAAAAGAAGUUAAAAGAAAUGAAACAAAGCAGGUUGAUCCUAAAAAGAAAGAGGAAUCAAAGAAGGAACUCAAAAAGGAAGAGACAAAGAAAGGGAAUGUGAAGAAAGAUGAGAAGUCUGAACCCAAGAAGGAAUUGGUGAAGGAAGAACCUAAAAAGGAUGCCAACAAGAAAGGAGAACCCAAAAAGGACGAUAAAAAUGAAAAUAAGAAGCAAGAGACACAGAAGGACAUUAAAAAAGAACCUAAGAAAGAAGUCAAGAAACAAGAACCAAAGAAGGAAAUUAAAAAUGAAGUUAAGAAAGAAGAACCUAAAAAGGACGCAAAGAAGGAGGAAUCUAAAAAGGAGGUAAAGAAGGAAGAACCCAAAAAAGACGUAAAGAAAGAACCCAGAAAAGAGGUAAAGAAAGAAGAACCCAAAAAGAACGUAAAGGAAGAACCUAAAAAGGACACAAGCAAAGAAAUCAAAAAGGACGUAAAAAAGGAAGAACCGAAAAAAGACGUAAAGAAGGAAGAACCUAAAAAGGACGUAAAGAAGGAAGAACCUAAAAAGGACCCAAAGAAAGAACCACCCAAAAAAGUAGAAGAAGAAGAAUUGGAAGAUGAGGAGGAAUGGACAUAUGAAUAUGUAACAGACGAAGAAGAUGAAGAGGAAAUACCUCCAAUAGAAAAUGAUUUGGCGAAAAAGAGUUUAGUUAAUGAAAAGUCGAAAACUAAGACAAUAGAUUCGAAUGCAACGACAAAAUCACAAGAACCAAUAAAAGAAGCUAAGAAAGAAAUUAAAAAGGAAGAAACAGAAAAAGAAGAGCCUAAAAAUAAGGUUGAAAAAGAGGCUAAGAAGGAAAUUAGGAAGGAAGAACAAGAACCUAAAAAGAAGGAAGAAACAUUAAAGAAUGAAACUAAAAAAGAUAUAAAGGAAAAUCAGAAAAAGGAUGAACCAAAGAAAGUUAAAUUUGAAGAAGAGGAAUUGGAAGAUGAAGAAGAAUGGACAUAUGAAUAUGUAACUGAUGAAGAAGGGGAGGAAGAAGGAAUCCCUCCAAUUCAGAAUGAUUUGUCGAAGAAGCAGGUCGAAGUAAAAGAGGAUAAGACAAAAAUUAACUCAAGAAAUGAAUCCCCGAAAAGAUCUGAUUCAUCUCCAAAGAAAGUACCAGAAAAGGAAAUACCCAAGAGAACAGAAUCACCAGCUAAAAUAAGUUCACAACAAACAAGCAAAGAUGUUCCCAAGAGAACAGAAUCACCUCCUAAAAAGGCACCAGAACCUCCUCCUAUUAAGAAAGAAGUGCCCAAGAGAACAGAAUCACCUCCUAAAAAGGCACCAGAACCUCCUCCUAUUAAGAAAGAAGUGCCAAAGAGAACAGAAUCACCUCCUAAAAAGGCACCAGAACCUCCUCCUAUUAAGAAAGAAGUGCCCAAGAGAACAGAAUCACCUCCUAAAAAGGCACCAGAACCUCCUCCUAUUAAGAAAGAAGUACCCAAGAGAACAGAAUCACCUCCUAAAAAGGCACCAGAACCUCCUCCUAUUAAGAAAGAAGUACCCAAGAGAACAGAAUCACCAUCUAAAAAGUCACUAGAACCUCCAAGUAAAAAGGAGGUGCCAGCGAAAACUGAAUCAUCUUCUAAGAAGGUUUCAGAAAAAGAGGCGCCAAAGAGAGUAGAAGCACCCAAAAAAGUGGAGGUACCAAAGAAGACUGAACAGCCAAACAACAAAAAUGAAAUAUCAAAAAGAUCAGAAUCGCCCCCGAAAAAAGUGCCAGAAAAGGAGAAACCACCUCCUAAAAAAUCACCGGAAAAGGAAGUAUCAAAAAGAACUGAAUCCUCACCUAAUAAGGCAUCAGAACCUCCCAGAAAAAAUGAGACCACAAAGGACAAAGAAACGCCACCAAAGAAAGUACUAGAAAAGGAAAUACCCAAAAGGACGGAAUCUCCGCCUAAAAAGAUACAAGAAUCCACAAGCAAGAAAGAUUUACCCAAGGAAUCGCCUCAGAAAAAGGUUCCAGAGGCACCCAAGAAAACGGAAUCGCUUUCUAAGAAGGUAACUGAAAAAAAUACUCCUGCAGCAUCACCACCCAAAAAAGUGUUAGAAAAGGAGUUGCCAAAGAGAACAGAAACACCUUCCAAGAAAGUUCAAGAAACAGAAAGCAAGAACGAGCAAUCAAAUUCUAAGAAAUCGUUGGAAAAAGAGGUGUCAAAAGGAAAAGAAACUCUAACCAAGGUACAAGAAACUCCUAGCAAAAAAGAAGUGUCGCCACUUAAGAAGAUGCCAGUAACAGAAGCACCAAAGAAGAAUGAAUUACCACCAAAGAAGAUACCGGAAAAGGAGACACAAAAAAGAACCGAAUCUCCCUCUAAAAAGGCACCAGAAAAGGAAGAACAAAAGAGAACAGAUUCACCUCCAAAAACAAAGCCAACAUCAAAAACUGAGGACUCCAAAAAACUGGAAACGGCAAUAAAGAAAGAAAUAGCUAAUAAUUCUAUGGAAAAGCCGGAUUCUAAAAAAUCAGAGAAUAAAAAGAGUGAAAGCAUAACAGAAAGUAAAAAAUUGGAAGAAAAAAAGAAAAUAGAAGAAAAGAAAAAAGAAGUUGAAGAAGAAUUGGAAGACGAAGAUGAAUGGACAUAUGAAUAUGUAACUGAUUCUGAAGGAUGA